Messenger RNA from Epithele typhae, 498 nucleotides. RefSeq lists its product as uncharacterized. Gene Ontology annotation, molecular function: structural constituent of ribosome. Gene Ontology annotation, cellular component: mitochondrial large ribosomal subunit. NCBI's taxonomy places the organism in Eukaryota, Fungi, Basidiomycota, Agaricomycetes, Polyporales, Epitheliaceae. Bases 1 to 498 code for a protein of 165 amino acids. The transcript is spliced from 2 exons. The record is from RefSeq and is a predicted model, not a curated record.
AUGCUCUCGCUGAAGAAGGCCCCAGCGGCCCCCUCCCGGGCCCUCGCCCGCCUCUACGCGACGCGCAUCCCCGAGCGUCCGCGGAUGCGCAUCCACGACCCGCUCGAGUCCCCCUCCGCCACAUGGACGGACCUCCCGGACGCGGCCACGUCCUUCGUCCACCGCCCGCCGCCAUCCACGCCGUCCCCGCACUCGUACACGACCGCGCCCUCCUCCGCCCUCCUCCGCCCGCCGACCGCCGCGCCCCCGUCGGCGGUGCCCGCCCCGCCGCCGCUGCUGAAGCGGGCGGACGAGGCGCGGCCGCGCGUGAGCGACGAGGACGUCGCGCGCAUCCGGACGCUGCGGCGGGAGGACCCGGCGACGUGGACGCGGGGGCGGCUCGCGAAGGAGUUCGACUGCGACCCGGCGCGAGAAGGAGCACGCGGUGCACCGGGGCAAGUGGGGGAGCGGCGAACGAUGGCGCGGGAGCUGCGGCAGAAGCGGAAGGAGUUCUGGUAG